AUGCCGACGGUAUCAUCCAUAGAUAAAUUUAUAGAAUUGUCAACUGAUUUAUUAUUAAAUUAUCCAACAACAACAACAUUAAGUAUAACAUAUACAAAUCUUUCCAAAAAGAAAUCAACCUCCUCCACCUCCUCCACUUCAAAACCAUCAUCGUCAUCAAAAACAUCAUCUACACAUGGAGUUAAUUUUAAACUUUAUGAACCUAAUUCAGGUAAAUGUAUUAAAUAUAAUACUAAAAAAUCCAAAGAAUUAUCAAAAUUAUUAAAUUUUAUUGGUCCAAAAGGUUUAAAUAAUGAUAAUUUACAUGUUUUAGGAUUAGCUAGUUUAAUGACAAAUGUUAAAUAUGAAGAUAAUACUACUAAUAAUAAUCAAAGUUUGGAAAAUACCCCUGUUCCAAUGGAUGUUGAUUCAAGUAAUGUUAAUAAAUUAGAUGAAACUAAACCAGGUUCUGCUUCAACUGCAAAUGCUGGUACUUCUUCAUCAAGUAAAAAGAAGAACAAGAAGAAAAAGAAGAAGAAUUAA
Messenger RNA from Candida tropicalis MYA-3404, 522 nucleotides. RefSeq names its product signal recognition particle subunit. The transcript has a single exon. The coding region runs from base 1 to 522 and encodes 173 amino acids. Gene Ontology annotation, biological process: SRP-dependent cotranslational protein targeting to membrane. Gene Ontology annotation, cellular component: signal recognition particle, endoplasmic reticulum targeting. Lineage: Eukaryota; Fungi; Ascomycota; Pichiomycetes; Serinales; Debaryomycetaceae. The record is from RefSeq and is a predicted model, not a curated record.